Molecule: messenger RNA, 3182 nt
Organism: Carassius gibelio (silver crucian carp)
Lineage: Eukaryota; Metazoa; Chordata; Actinopteri; Cypriniformes; Cyprinidae
Product: beta-1 adrenergic receptor-like
Exons: 1
Coding region: 190-1338 (382 amino acids)
Biological process (GO): adenylate cyclase-activating adrenergic receptor signaling pathway; norepinephrine-epinephrine-mediated vasodilation involved in regulation of systemic arterial blood pressure; positive regulation of heart rate by epinephrine-norepinephrine
Cellular component (GO): membrane
Molecular function (GO): beta1-adrenergic receptor activity
Source: RefSeq, a predicted model, not a curated record
UCAGAUAGUAAAGAAUUACAAUUUAGAAAUGCAGCACCAUUGGCUGUGCACCCCUGUGACAUCACUGCUGUACCCGUUCAGUCCUUUCAGUGAGCGCGUGUGGGCGCUGGGCUGGGGAACACAGCGCCGAUGGAAGCGCUCCAUGUAGGACCUGAAGUUCUGGAUGAACGCGCUUAAUUUUUCCACACCAUGGGAGACGGUUUACCGUCUGUAAACUACAGCAAUGACUCUAAGCGCGCCACGGUGGAUCUUAACUUAUCAGAAGAGUGGCUCGUGGGCAUGGGAAUCAUCAUGGGUCUGAUAGUGUUCAUUAUUGUAGUCGGAAAUAUACUGGUUAUAGUUGCCAUAGCGCGGAAUCAGAGGCUCCAGACGCUCACCAAUGUUUUCAUCGUGUCUCUGGCGUGCGCAGACCUCAUCAUGGGGUUACUGGUAGUGCCAUUCGGUGCAGCCUUGGAGGUUAGAGGAACCUGGAUGUAUGGAUCGUUCUUCUGUGAAUUCUGGAUAUCUGUUGAUGUACUUUGCGUCACGGCGAGCAUCGAGACCCUGUGCGUAAUUGCAAUAGACAGGUAUGUCGCCAUCAUCUCUCCGUUUCGCUAUCAAAGUCUUUUAACAAAAGCACGAGCCAAGGUGGUGGUUUGUGGAGUGUGGGCUAUAUCAGCUCUGGUGUCAUUUCCACCCAUCCUCAUGCACUGGUCCCGGGACAGAGAGGAGACAUCGUGCUAUGACAAUCCCGAGUGCUGUGACUUCAUCACCAACCGCGCAUAUGCCAUCUCCUCCUCUAUUAUAUCGUUUUACAUCCCUCUACUAGUCAUGAUAUUCGUAUAUGCCAGGGUGUAUAGAGAAGCCAAACAACAGCUGAACAAAAUCAACAAAUGUGAGGGAAGGUUCUAUAACAAUCAUGGUACUAAUUGCAAACCUAACCGGAAACGAACCACUAAGAUCCUGGCUUUAAAAGAGCACAAGGCACUGAAAACGUUGGGAAUAAUCAUGGGAACGUUCACUCUCUGCUGGCUGCCGUUCUUCAUCGUUAACGUGGUGCGGGUGUUUUGCGCUCAAAUGGUGGAUAAGGAGCUCUUCGUGUUUUUGAACUGGCUGGGGUACGUGAACUCCGCCUUCAACCCCAUCAUAUACUGCCGGAGUCCGGACUUCAGGAAAGCUUUUAAGAGGCUGUUGUGUUGUCCGAGGCAGGCGGACCUCAGGCUGCACGUGAGCUCGUGCGAUCUCUCGCGCUGCACCGGGGGCUUUGGGAACUCAUUGGAGCAGAGCAUGCUCGGGACGUGGUCGGACUGCAGUCUGGAGAGGAACGGCAGGAUAUCCCAUUCAGAAUCUCAGCUGUAAAAGUACAACCGUGACUAUUUAAUCAAUAUUACACAGGCAGGAGUGCAGUUUGUAUUUCAUAUUAGGUCAUUACGACCAUGCGGAAAGCGUGAUAUUGCUUGUUCGAUAAACAAUUAAUAUGACAUCUACGUUUUAGAGAAAAAUUUGACCAGUCCUACAUUUCUUCGUCAACGAAAGUAGUUCUAGAAACAAAAAUCAAAGCAUUAUGUUUUUACUAUCGCCAAGCAACGCACAAACUGAUUAUAUGGGUGGAGUGGAGCUACAUAGAAUCCCUCCGCGACCCACCGCGUUCUGUCAUCACUCCGCUUUAGCUCCACUCCGGGUUUUACUCCCCGCUCCGAGCGAUACAAUAUAGUGAGAGAAAAAAAUACGCGCAAUACGCGGAGUGAUACAAACAGUGAAAAGUCCAAGUGCCGUUAUGAAUUCAGUACUUUUGGAAAGCAGCUCAGCCAAUCAAAUUCAAGGACCGGAACUAACUGUCAUGUAAAAAUGGAUAACCGAAAUUUUGCAAUGUCGAAACAACCAAAACGAACCCAUUUAAAUCUAGUUUUCUCAGUUAAGUUAGCAUACCGGUAUAUCGCAUAUUUGGAGAACGCUUUGUAGCAAACUGCUAAACUGAAAAUGAUUUUUUUUUUUUAGCCUGACACUAUUGUAACCGAUGAGUAGCUAAAUACAGUCAGAUUGCUGUUAGUAAAACUAAAAGUUUCAAUCAAGCAGCAUCAUUUUCAACAAAUUUGCCGAAAAUGGUAAUUCGAGGUUCCAUGCAUACAUUUCUGUUUUAAUUAAAGUAACAAUAUAGCUUAAAACUGUUUUCUCAAGUGAAUCAAAAAAUGACAUGUUUGGGCAUGUUUACAUGUAUAUUGCGAAAUAAUUUAAAUGAAACAUAUACAAAAAAAUCAUUAAUAAUAGACUCAUUAAAUUUUAAAUUUAUCAUAAAUGCAGAGGAGCAAACUGAAAUUAAACAGCAUCGAUCAUGUGACUGUUUAAACCAGCGUUUUAAAAAUGAUCACAUUUAAUCAAGAACUUCAUAUAUUGCUGAAUACUUUUUGUAAAACACACACACAAACACACAAACAAAACCUUUUUAGAUCUCUUAAUUUCAAAUGCAAAUGUUUGUCACAAAUGUUAAUGUGGGAUUCAAUUGGUUCAAAACAUCCACAAGAGUUGAAUUGGAAAAAACUGAAAUCUUUUAAAAUACAAACCAUUCAGUAUUUACUAAAUACUGAAUGGUUUGUAUUUUAAUACUAUUUAAUACUAUUUAGCAGUAAUACAUGGUAGUUUGGACUGAAUGAAGCAGUGGUGAGUUGGUUGAAACAGUGUUUUUCAUUCUUCCUAGCAAUGUUUUCUGGCUUUGAGCCUUUACAUUGUUUAUUGGAAUGUUUUAUUCUUGAAUGUGUGUUAUGAAAUCUUGUUUUACCUCAUACCUGUAUAAUGUGCAAAUUGUACGAGGAAGUUGUUUAUAUUAAACAAAUGUUAAAAUGUACAGUAUUUAUUUGAUGCAUUGUACAGCAUAUAUGAAGAAGCGUGGCAAUGUGAUAAAAUAAUGUUAAGUGAUUUGCACCUUAUUUGUAUCAAAUGUGAGCUGCCCAUGGGGCAUUGAGCUUCUUGCAUUUUCCAUUCAUUUCUAAUUUCUACAUGUUAUAUGUGUUACUGGAUUGAUUUAUCUGUAAAUUGGAUGCACAUAUAUAUUUGGGCAGGAUUUGUUAUGAAUAUAUUGUCCCGAACUACACAUUUUUGCAGAAAUAAUUUAUGUACCAGUGCCUCGUGUAAAGUAUUGUACAAGAUUCAUCAUGUUGACGUCAAGUUGGCUAGCGUGCAAUAAAAUGUGAUAUUGUGAAAAGGCA